This is a messenger RNA of Schistosoma rodhaini, 705 nucleotides long. Lineage: Eukaryota; Metazoa; Platyhelminthes; Trematoda; Strigeidida; Schistosomatidae. The record is from the annotation of a GenBank genome assembly.
AUGUUUUGUGCCGGUCGUGCACCUGAAGAUGAUCUAAAACGUACUCAAAUGGCUUGUGGUGGAAGCGUUCAAACAACUGUUCAUGGACUUUCAGAUAAUGCUCUCGGAACUUGUGAAUCCUUUGGGGAAAUUCAGAUUGGAUCAGAAAGAUUUAAUAUAUUUGAAGGCUGUCCGCAAGCCAAAACUUGCACAAUUAUUCUUCGUGGUGGAGCUGAACAAUUUAUGGAAGAAACUGAAAGGUCACUGCAUGAUGCUAUCAUGGUAGUUCGAAGAGCUGUUAAAAAUGAUGCAUUUGUUGCUGGUGGUGGAGCCGCCAAAAUGGAACUCAGUGGCUAUCUUCGCAAAGAAGCUCUUCAAAUUGGUGGGCGUGAACAACUGUUGAUAAGCGCUAUGGCUAGAGCUUUUGAAGUUAUCCCUAGACAAUUGUGCGAUAAUGCUGGAUUGGACUCAACUAUUAUUCUAAACCAACUGCGUCACAGUCAUGCAAAAGGCGAUAUUUGGUAUGGCGUUAACAUUGAAAAAGAGUGCGUAUGUGACAAUUUCGAAAGUGGCGUCUGGGAACCAGCACUUGUGAAAAGCAAUUCCAUAAUAUCGGCCACCGAAGCGGCUUGUCUUCUGUUAAGUGUAGACGAAACGAUCAAAAAUCCAGAAUCAAAGGGUGCUGAAGAUAAUACGCCUGUCCGGCCUCCUGGAAUGAGGCAUUAA